Aspergillus ruber CBS 135680 is the source of this 612-nucleotide messenger RNA. RefSeq lists its product as uncharacterized. Bases 1 to 612 code for a protein of 203 amino acids. The transcript has a single exon. Lineage: Eukaryota; Fungi; Ascomycota; Eurotiomycetes; Eurotiales; Aspergillaceae. The record is from RefSeq and is a predicted model, not a curated record.
AUGAAACACACUCGUGCCAAUCUCCUAACCCCCGCCCGAAACCUCUGCUCCGCCUUCUCCUCAUCCUCCCCCAUUCCAACCCUCCUCACCAAUUUCACCCACGAUCCCUACCCACAAGCCCACGAACACGGCCUCCCGCACCUAGCCCCCUUCCUCGGCCGCACCUUCACCGGCACCGACGGUGUUGCUCGCUACUUCGAAGUCAUGGGGUCCGAACUCGGCUUCGAAGACAUGUCCUUCGAGCCCGAAUCCGAAUGGCUCGUCGACACAUCCACAAUGGCAGUCGUUAUCCGCGGGACCGCGAAGUUCUUCGCUAAGCGCACGGGACAAAAGUGGGAUGAGGGGUUUGUGUAUCGGUUGGGGAUUGCGGAGGAGGUUAAUGGUGAGGUUGCGGGGAGGGGGCAGCUGAAGGUGCAGGAGUAUGAGGUUUGGGCUGAUACGGGGGCGGCUUAUCUUGCGAUUAAAGGAAAUUUGGGGGAGGUUUUGGAUAAAGAGGCGGAGGGAGGGACUGGGGGUGCCGGGAGGACUAGGAGGAGUCAGGAUCGGAAGAGGAGUGGGUGUGGGGAGGUUGUUGGGAGUGGAAUGAGUGCGUUUGGGAGCUGUGGGCAGUAG